CUGUGUGGAUCUUGCAUGCAGAAGUAAGCCAGUCGAUUUAUUUUCAAUUGGGUUAAAUUCUGACUCAGUCUCAAUUAGGUUAGUUAGUUGUUUUUGGGUAACCUUGUAUCCCCACGAGAUCUUUAUCCCCAAACAUAAUAGUUUUAUAAUGAGGCUUUAAUCCUCAGAGAUGUACUGUAUACACCUAGUCCCAUAUCCCGAUAGGCCAACAUCUUUUCCUAAGAGAUAACGCACAUAUAUCACCUGUGGACCACAACAUUUGAAUAAUGUUGGCUAUGGAACAUCGUUUCCAUGAGCGCAAACAAUAAAACCUAAUAAAAUCCAGCGAUCAGGGUUUCUGAAAGACCAUAUCGAUGCUGACACUCUUAAGAGCAGGAGUGUGACCAUCUUACAUUUCUAGAAAUGGAAAACAUCACCACAGGUGAAUGUUGUGCUUUUGAAGCUCCCAUCCUCGACACGGCUCUCCCUCCCAUCCUUAUUCUGGAGUUCAUCUUCGGACUGUUGGGGAAUUUUGUGGCUUUAUGGAUGUUUACCUUCCACAUGGAAUCCUGGAAGCCAAACUCGGUGUACCUGGCCCACCUCGCUGUAGCAGACUCCAUCGUCCUCUUCUGCCUUCCUUUCAGAGCCGACUACUACAGACGAGGAAAGCACUGGAUCUACGGGGACGUCCCAUGUCGCAUUCUGCUUUUUCUGCUGGCCGCAAACCGGGCGGCUGGGAUCUUUUUCCUCACAGCUGUGGCAGUCGACCGCUUCUUUAAAAUCGUCCACCCGUUGAACGCAAUUAACCGUAUGGGUCUGACCUAUGCUCUCUGGGUGUCAUUUGGUCUGUGGUGCCUGAUUAUUGCUGCAACUGCCUAUCUGUUAUCAGGCCCGCAUUUCUUCUACCGCGACAACCGGACACAGUGUGAAAGCUUCAACAUCUGUAUGGGGUUCAGCCCUUUGUCUACCUGGCACAAUACCUUUUAUGUCAUCCAGUUCUUUCUGCCUACUGCCAUUGUCACGUUCUGUACAAUUUCAAUUACAUGGCAGCUCAAGAACAAGACAGUGGACAAAAAAGGGAAAAUCAAAAGGGCCGUUCAGUUUGUUUUGACUGUGGCGUUUGUUUUCAUCGUUUGUUUCUUUCCCAGCACCGUCUCGCGCAUUGCUGUGUGGAUUCUCAAGGCAUGGUAUACUGACUGCAAGUACUUCAAAGAGGCCAACCUGGCAUUCUACACCUCAGUGUGUUUUACGUACUUCAACAGUGUCCUCAACCCCAUUGUGUACUAUUUUUCCAGUCCUUCAUUUAGUGGAACUUUCCACAAACUUCUGAAUAAAUUGAUGGGUAAAAAAGAGGAUGAAGAACAGUCGGCCAACGGUGGCUCCAUGCAUGUGUCAUGA
Messenger RNA from Osmerus eperlanus (European smelt), 1377 nucleotides. Its product is annotated as hydroxycarboxylic acid receptor 2-like. Gene Ontology annotation, biological process: G protein-coupled receptor signaling pathway. The transcript has a single exon. Gene Ontology annotation, cellular component: membrane. Gene Ontology annotation, molecular function: G protein-coupled receptor activity. The record is from RefSeq and is a predicted model, not a curated record. Lineage: Eukaryota; Metazoa; Chordata; Actinopteri; Osmeriformes; Osmeridae. Bases 403 to 1377 code for a protein of 324 amino acids.